This is a messenger RNA of Xyrauchen texanus (razorback sucker), 4907 nucleotides long. Its product is annotated as ras-related protein Rab-40C. NCBI's taxonomy places the organism in Eukaryota, Metazoa, Chordata, Actinopteri, Cypriniformes, Catostomidae. The record is from RefSeq and is a predicted model, not a curated record. Bases 1022 to 1861 code for a protein of 279 amino acids. Gene Ontology annotation, cellular component: endosome; plasma membrane; synaptic vesicle. The transcript has 6 exons. Gene Ontology annotation, biological process: protein localization to plasma membrane; intracellular signal transduction. Gene Ontology annotation, molecular function: GTPase activity; GTP binding.
GGUACAGUCACAGUGUAGCAGACUACGCAGAUGUGAAAGCUCAGCGUGUGAUCUCUGAGUGACUGAACAUGGGGCAUAUUUGGAUAUUCAAGAGAAUUUACAGCACAAGCAAUAAUAUCCAUCAUAUCGGAUUAUCGUUUAAUCCCUCACCUUCCGCGCUUCGCUCCAGAACCGACUCAUAGCUGUGUGAGAUUCCCUCACGGGUAGUGUGAAGUACAUGAAUAUUUGUCAUUCAGUGUAAAACAGAAAAGGAGCCAUUAUUUCUUCCAGACGCGCUUGCAUAGGCUGCUCAAUCAAAUCUAAUCCGACUGGGGAUAUUCUACUUCUCUUUAAAUGCCUUGGGGUUUGCUUAAUUUUUCAGCAGGAAUGAAGUGUGUUUUGGCGACUGUGUGCCGGAGUAGUUGUAUGUGAACCGCGUAUUAAAUCAAUGUUACGCGUUUGUUGUUGACUCGCGCUAAGCUCGAAGCUAGCGUUAGCCGCCGCUGUGUUGCUCUGUCUAAACAACUGCUGCUCGCUUUAAUAUAUUCGAAUUUGUUUUAGGAUAACAAAUAUUCUUUCAUGUUGGCCAUAUUUGUAUAAUUGUUCAGACAGUUGCUAGAUACAAGUUUAUAUAAAUUAAUUGUUGACAGUUUGGAAGGCGCGUGCUAACAAUUUAGUAGCUUCAUUGCUUUUCUGUUGUAGCAAUAAUUUGUCAUGAUAAAAUAUAUGUUUUCGGGAUAUUUCUGGUAAAAGUUCGUUUUCGUUACGUGUUUUAUCUUUAAUUAUUUUUUCUGGGAAUAUGAUUUUAGCUUGUGUGAAGAAAUGUAAACAACCGAGCUGUUCAGUUUGCCAGGCAACACAAAGAGUUUAUAAACUGGGUGAUAUUUAAAGUCAGGAGAGUGAAUAAGGGUAGGAAUUUUAAAGUUGAUAACCUUUCAACGACACAAGGUUGCAUUUUUGCAUAUUUGAAUCUGGACUGGAAGGGUGGUUUGAAUGGAUCUGUCUUCUGAUUUGGCCUAAUACCCAUUCAAAGUGAGCAAUCAUGGGCACUCAGGGCAGCCCUGUGAAGAGCUAUGACUACCUUCUCAAGUUUCUUCUGGUGGGAGACAGUGAUGUGGGGAAAGGAGAGAUCCUGGACAGCCUUCAAGAUGGAUCUGCUGAGUCUCCAUAUGCCUACAGCAGCGGAAUCGACUACAAGACCACCACGAUCCUAUUGGAUGGGCGAAGAGUAAAACUAGAGCUUUGGGACACAUCAGGACAAGGCAGGUUCUGCACCAUUUUCAGAUCAUACUCCAGGGGGGCUCAGGGAAUCCUGUUGGUGUAUGACAUUACCAACCGUUGGUCAUUUGACGGGAUAGACCGCUGGAUCAGGGAGAUUGAUGAGCAUGCACCCGGAGUACCUCGUAUUCUUGUGGGUAACCGGCUGCACCUGGCCUUCAAACGGCAGGUGCCCACAGAACAGGCGCGUGCGUAUGCAGAGAAGAAUGGCAUGACGUUUUUCGAAGUGAGUCCUCUCUGCAACUUCAACGUCAUCGAAUCGUUUACAGAACUCUCGCGCAUUGUGCUAAUGAGGCACGGUAUGGAGAAGUUCUGGAGGCCCAAUAGAGUAUUCAGUCUACAGGACUUGUGUUGCCGUGCCAUUGUAUCCUGCACCCCUGUGCACCUCAUUGAUAAGCUGCCACUUCCUGUGGCCAUAAAAAGCCAUCUGAAGUCCUUUUCAAUGGCGAACGGCAUGAACGCCGUCAUGAUGCAUGGCCGGUCGUACUCGCUGGCCAACGCCGCUGGAGGCAGCAAAGGCAACAGCCUCAAACGUUCAAAAUCCAUUCGGCCACCUCAGAGCCCGCCCCAGAACUGCACCAGGAACAACUGUAAGAUCUCCUAGCCUGUGGGCACAGGGGUGUGGCCACACCCCUCACUUCCCUUUCCUUUUAUAACACUCAGGUGCACACAGACAAACACAUGGGCCGGGUUGAUGCGGCACUUCCAAGUGAGGGGAGAGCAGGAUGUGAACAAACAUUCUUUUGCCAGAGGCGGCUACUCUUUCUCCCCCACCUUGCUGCACUACAUUCAAUCUGCACAUUCAGACACGUUUGAUUUGUCACUCACAGACCAGGACUAAGAAUCAGACUUUCAUCAGAUUUCGAUCCAGUGACAAUUGAUAGCAUGUUUUCCUGCUGCACUAGCACCCUCUGCUGGAGAAUUUAUGCAGAACAAACCCUGGAGUUGGAGAGUCUACAGACAAUUUGCAUUCCUCUUGUUGAGAGGCCUUAUUUGAAGUUUUUUUAUAGGCUUAUUAUGCUUUGGAUGUGUUCACAUUCUUUCGCACAUACUGUACAUUCAGUAAAUGUUGUUCCUCAUUUUUGGUCCACGUAGGAGCCUGUUCUCCCUACAAAAACUGAAGUACCUAUAAUGGUCACAUGGUCUUGCAUGUUUCAAAACAAUGAGUGUUUAAGGGCUGGUUCGAAAUGACUUGUAGUGCUUAAGUCUAAACUGAUGUAUUAAAAUUUGAUUUGCACUGCUAUUUGCUGGGCUCUAAAUUGGUCAGUGCUGCACAAUUACUUUUUAAGAUAGUGAUUGUGGUGUUGAAUGUGGACUGUGAAAAUAGGAGUGUUAGCGAACGUAAGAAUGACAGCACAAGCAUUUCUAAACAGACAAUGACACUUCACCAUCUGUCUUUUCUGGAAAGACCUUGAAGUCCAGAAAACGAUGAAAUGUUCCCUCUUAAAAUUGAUACAGAAUUUAAAUUUUUUUGCCCCCUCAUUUUUUCCUCCAAAUUGUCGUGCAUGUCUUGUGGAGCAUCCUUCACAUUGACAAUAUUUUAUCAUUAUACUGUAUGUAAUUACACCUGAGUUAAGUACCACAGUUAACCUGCUGGCUAUCAGAAGGCUGAUUCCCUCAUUCAGAAUCAUGCAUUGCUACACUUUGGGCACCAAUUCAGUUCUUUUCCAUCAAGUUUUUUACCCCUCUCUAGUAAAGCGCAAAAAAUGUGGCAUGAUUUCAAAGCCCAUGUAUUGCAAUUUUCAGUUUUGUAGCAUGAGUUCAAAUUCUAAAAGGUCUUGGCUUGAAGUCCUUUUAACUGCACAUAGAGCAAAGCAUGGUUUCUGUAUAGUUGUACAGAAACAGUAUCACAGUGAAGGAUUACAAACCUGUUCAAGCUUGUAUCUAAUCCUAAACUCAAAAUGAAAAGUGAUGUCAUCAGUGCUGUAAUUUGGUGGUAGCACAAUGUUAACCUUGGCUAUAAUCUUCAGUACUUCCUUUUUGCUUCUCUCUAUGGUAUCAAAUCCUGACAGAGCAGCAGAGCAUCUCGUCCAGAUCUGAUGAUUUGUGGUUGUUGAAUAAUGGAUGCUCCUCUCGUAGAUCCCACCCUGGUGCUCCCUCAGUUGCCAUUUCUGUUCAUAGCCCUCUUUCUCUUCUCCACCCCUUCAUCUCAGGGACGAGCCCCAGCCUCCAGCAGCAGACCUGACCAAUGAAGCCCAUUUAAACCAGGCUGAGCCACAGGCUGCCAGCAGGGGACCUUUAAACUUCCCCCGGAGAGCUACAAGCUCUUGUGCGUUUGACCUAUAAGCUAUCUGCUUCUGGCCUUUUGCACCAUAGCUAAUAAAAUUAACAUGGCACUUGUGUUUACAGCAGUUGUGCAGUGAAGGUGUUACUGGCCUGUGAAAUGUUCCCCAUUAAAGUGAUAAUUUCCCAAAAAUUAAUAUUCUGUCAUCAAUUGCUCAUCCUCAAAUUAUUACAGACAUAUUUGAUAUAUAUUAUAUAUUUCUUAAAAUAAACACACAAGGAGCUGUUGGGCCGAAUGUUAGCUUCAAUUCACUUUAUUCACAUUUUAUUUGCUUUUUUUCCGUACAAUGAAAGUGAAUGGUGGUUGAGUAUAAUAUUGUGCCCAAAAUGUGCUCAUGUGUUCCACGGAAGAAUAGAAGUCCUACAGAGUUAGAACAACAUAAUGGUGAGGGAUCGAUGACAGAUUUUUUUGGGGGUAAACAAUCCCUUAAACCUCUGAAUCUCAAAAGGCUGUGGUAAUGGAAAUGCUACAAAUAAGUGUUCAGAAUCCAUAGGUAUUAGUUUGAGCCUCUCACCUGAGAGCAAUUGUUGUUGUUCUCUAAUGCACAGCAUAUGGUGCAAAGAAAAUAUGUGACUUAGCUAGAAAAUUCCAUUUCAAAUUUUUGUAUUGUAAAGUGUUUUUUCUCUUUUUAACUGAGGUGUGCCCUCAAUGUUGAUCUAAUUAUAUUUAAAAUGCAAAAAAAAAAACAUGCUCAUUAAAUAUAACAGUGGGCAGCAGUAGGGUCACAAUUGUAAACACUAUUUUCCUUUGGUUGAAGCUUAAAGCUGCUGAAUAACUUACAUGAGGAAUUAUCAGAUGUUCUUGAAACAACAAAUAUUUGUUUGUUUUUUAAUUUUUGGAUUGUACAGUUCUUAGUGUAUGAAAAGCAAUGACUUUUGCACAAUAAAAUUGAUAUUGUUAUCAUAAAAGCAAUGCUUUGUGGUUCUUUGUAUCCAGCAUACUCAUCACUGACGAGAAUUAUUUAACAUAUUUGUUAUUGAUAUUUACAAAGUACGUUUUCAAAAAAACAGUAGCUUGCACCGAUGCAACUGUGUUGAUUUUACCGGGGAAAAAUCUCAUAAAAUACCAAAAUUAAAAUGUUGAACAUGCAAGUAAACGGUACUUUCCCAACUUUGCAUGAGGAAAUGCACUGUCACCUACUGGACAAACAUAAAAUGCCAUUCUUGUGCAUUCACUGCUGAUUUUUGCAAAUGAUUCCACUUCCCAUCCAAGAGGUAGAUGAUAGUUCAAACUACCUAAAUAAAUUGCAUUGAAUGAGUAGAGUAAUACAAUAUUUACAGAAAUGGGCAAAUACAGUGUACAAAUAAUCAGAGAACGUGUUGUCACAUUUCAAAGGGGGGAGUGUUCAUCCAGCUUGGUAUGAAAU